UGGUUUGCACAAUCAGUUCUUGGAGCAGAAUUGCAAAAACGUGCGUUAGCUUGAUCGGUUUGCCCCGCCAAAUAAAUUUAAGGGUAAGUGCUUCAAAGGUUAACUUUCUUGCGGCCGAGAAAAACAAUUACCGGAAAGAAGUCAACCAAGAGACACUUGUCGAAGCAUCACGUAGCAGUUUCCAUUUUAAGUGGGGUAUCCAUGGGAACGAAAACGUAUUUCGACUGUAACCGUUGGCAAACAGAAGAAAUUUUCACAAAUCCGUGACGAGGGACUCAUCUUUUUCUCUGUUUUAUUCCUGCCUGAUCGUGCAGUCCGUUUCUGCCAUCAAACUGCAAUGUCGUCUUCCAUCGUUACAGCUGUGAUAGACUCAUCCAUCGGUGCACUGAUUAGUAUAGGUCGCACCCUAGCAGCAGAAAAACUGAAUCAUGGCGACGUUGUAGAUGCUAAACUACGCCAGUUUAUCAUUAAAAACACGGGCGACAUCAAGUCGAAGUUGGAAGGAAUGGCAUUGGCACCCCUGAAUACCAGUAUAACCCAUUUCAAUGACGGAAUUGUUUCCCUCGACAAGGUUCUGGACAAAGAAAUAGUCGGCAGAGAAGCUGUUGAGAGGAAAGAAGUAAGACUGCCUGAGGCAGUCGGAACGAUCAAGGCCAUCAAAGUAAAGGAAAACAGCAUUGUUUCGUUGGCGAAAGGAAUAAAAAACUUGCACGCCGUCGAUUUAAGUGAAGACGCAAAGAAGGACAUUGAAAAAGCCCAAAAGAGUUUCAAAGUUGCUCGUAAAAAAGCAAUUGAAGCCUUUUCUAACGACAGCCUGAGUACUGAUAAACGCCUGGUUGCCAUGGCGAUUCGUAUUAUGGCGACUUUCUUAGAGCAAGCGGACAACCCCGCGAGCUCUAUAGACUUCCUGAGAUCGUGUCUUGAAGACCUUCUCUCAAUGCCUGAAGUCCAGAAGAAUUUCAAAGCAAAGCUAAAUAAAAGUUUCAAGUUCAAGUUUGCCAAGAAUGAAAUAAAUGGAAUUGUUGCUUCCGUCUGUCAAAUGAAUCGCGAUAUUUACGAUCUAACGCGUGAGUUCGUGGAAGACGGAAGUAAGUACGGACAACUGUUGAAAUGGCCAUGUGUUGAAGUUGAUGGAGAAAAAAUCGAUCUCGUACGCGACGCAAGAAUUGCUGUAGAGCUUCAUAAGAUGGGAAAGGAACAGAUUAGUAUGAAGCCUUGGUUGUUGGGUCAGGAGGGUGAAGAAGAACAAGGAUUGAAAUCGAUAACAGGUAUCGCCGGAAAUACGAAAGAAGAAUUUAUAAUUGGAGAAAAAUAUAAAGUGAAAGUGUUUGACAAAAGUGGCAAGUUUUCCACAUCUUUCUCUUUUCCUGAUGAAUGGAAAAAUACUGAGAUUAGAGAUUUAGCAACUGAUCAGGCCAACAACGUGUAUCUUCUAACCAGCCGAAACGGCAACGAACCCUCUGGAGGAUCUGUUUAUAUUUUUGAUACACAGGCAAAAAUGCAUCACAGCUUUGAAACCAGGCCAGAAAAUGAAGUCCAUUCAGUAAUGGUUGACAGCAGUGGCAACAUUUUGGUGUCAUUUAUAAAGAAGAAGGACGUUCGCAACUGGUCAAUCAUAUUCAAGAACGCGGGCCCUAACUUCAAACCCACAGAUGUAGCGUUCAUAGUGGAUGUAUACGAAAAUAGUAAGAAGAAUGGUCGCAGUAUUACUGUUGCAUGCGUCGAUCCGAGUUCUUGUCUUUGUACAAUUAUUGAUGGACAUGUUAUCGUAUUACACCCCAAAGAUUCCACCCUUCACAUAUUUGGCAUCACAGAAUACUAUCAGGGUAAAAAGGAACUGGCUCAACUGAAACCACAAGGUGUUGUCCAUGGUAUGGAAUUUCAUCAGCCUAGUGAACAGUUGUGUAUCCUCUCAGAAGGCAAAGAUUCCGCCCUACGUGUCUCGCUCUAUAGCAGAGAUGGCGAAUACCGCCGCACAAUUCUUCUAGGUGUUUCCUUUACCUCUGAGCUCCAGGACAAACCGAAAUUUGCAGUGACCAACGACGGACACUUUGUCUUAGGGCCUCUAAGAAAGGACGAAGGUUUCAAUGCGGUUACAUGCGUUAUUAAAUGAGGAGGUUAAUACACGUUACCCAGCAUAAGUGUACUGUUUAGCGUUUCAUUUCAUAGUGUUUGAGGAAAUUGCUGAUUAUUCUUUUCUAUAUGCAACAUUUUACACAAAAGUAAGAGAACUGGUUUGCCGAUUUUAUCUAUGCAACAAGGUUUUCAAUGAUUCUAUGAGGUGAUCAUUUACUAGAACUUACUAAUGUGACAGUUAGCUCAAUUGGUUAGAACGCUGAAUUGUGUUGUGCGGGAGGUCGAGGGUUACAGCCCCGGCCGGACCAAU
Messenger RNA from Stylophora pistillata, 2386 nucleotides. RefSeq lists its product as uncharacterized. The record is from RefSeq and is a predicted model, not a curated record. NCBI's taxonomy places the organism in Eukaryota, Metazoa, Cnidaria, Anthozoa, Scleractinia, Pocilloporidae.